Molecule: messenger RNA, 1230 nt
Organism: Lathyrus sativus (Indian pea)
Lineage: Eukaryota; Viridiplantae; Streptophyta; Magnoliopsida; Fabales; Fabaceae
Source: the annotation of a GenBank genome assembly
AUGAGCAGCAGCCACCACCGCCGUAUGGACAAGUCCCAUACCUUUCUUCACAGUUUUCUCAAACACUUCAAAUUAGGUUCCACUACAGAACAAAAUAAUGAAGCUGAGAUACAAAAAAUGGCUUCACGAGAACAGAAGAUAUUUUCAUAUGAAACACUUGUUUCUGCCACCAAGAAUUUUAAUUCUAAGUUAGGUGAAGGAGGUUUUGGACCUGUCUACAAGGGGAAAUUGAGUGAUGGUAGAGAAAUUGCGGUGAAGAAAUUAUCACAGACUUCGAAUCAAGGGAAGAAGGAGUUCAUGAAUGAGGCAAAGUUGUUAGCUCGUGUGCAGCAUAGGAAUGUGGUGGAUUUGUUGGGUUAUUGUGUUCAUGGCACAGAGAAGCUACUUGUUUAUGAGUAUCUUCCUCAUGAGAGCCUUGACAAGUUUCUAUUCAAACCUGAUAAGAGAGAGCAGCUUGAUUGGAAUCGUAGGUUUGGAAUAAUCACUGGCGUGGCAAAGGGGUUACUCUAUCUACACGAAGAUGCGCACCAGUGCAUAAUCCAUCGCGAUAUCAAGGCCAGUAACGUAUUGCUUGCUGACAAAUGGACGCCCAAGAUUGCAGAUUUCGGUAUGGCGCGUCUCUUCCCUGAAGAUCAAAGCCAAGUCAAUACACGUGUGGCCGGAACAAAUGGAUAUAUGGCGCCAGAAUAUAUGAUGCACGGAAGACUUUCCGUUAAGGCCGACGUGUUUAGCUAUGGAGUUUUGGUAUUAGAGUUGAUCACUGGCCAAAGAAACUCUUCCUUUAACUUGGAUGUUGAGGAGCAUAACCUUUUCGAUUGGGCAUACAAGAUGUACAAGAAAGGGAAGUGCUUAGAAAUUGUAGAUACUACCUUAGUAUCUACGGCUAAAACAGAACAAGUAGCUAUGUGUAUUCAACUUGCUCUUCUAUGCAUCCAAGGAGAUCCGCAACUUCGACCAACAAUGAGACGCGUCGUGGUGAUGCUUUCGAGGAAAUCACCACAUGGCCACAUGGAAGAACCGACGAGACCAGGUAUACCAGGUAGUAGAUAUAGAAGACCUCCUAGAAACUCUGGUUUGUCUUCCACAAUUGGUAGUACCUCUGGCGGUGUUUCUUAUUCUCAGUCUUCGGAUUCGAGUAAGAAUGGUACCACUCUUUCUAGAACUGGCACUGGUACAAGUUCUGCUACUGCUGAGUUAGAUCCAAGAGGAAAACGUCCAAUGAAGGAUUAG